This is a messenger RNA of Procambarus clarkii (red swamp crayfish), 1910 nucleotides long. RefSeq lists its product as uncharacterized. NCBI's taxonomy places the organism in Eukaryota, Metazoa, Arthropoda, Malacostraca, Decapoda, Cambaridae. The record is from RefSeq and is a predicted model, not a curated record.
GUACGUGUGGCAAGUGCCAGUGUCUGAGGGCCAGAUGUGCCACCAGCACCAGCUGGAGGUGACUAACUUGUCUCAUUCCACACCGAUUUCUGUACCCAGGAGAAAGCGAAGGUUCUUUGAGCGGCGUCUGUGCCGUAGAAUACAGCCGAGACUUUAACCCUGGCGUCCGAGAAACAGGUUUUGAAGUAUAUAUGUAUAGGAAUAUAUAUAUAUUACCUGUGUAAGUUUACCUAAGAAACGUGUGUGUGUGUGUGUGUGUUUGGACUCGACUCCAGGUUGUGAAUGAUACACAGGGCCACCACUAUGAUGAUUCUCUUGGCUCUGUUGUUAACCUCUGAGCUCCUCACUACAGCCAUGGCCCAAGAACUUAACCUCGACGCUGAAGACUGUGUUGUGUAUGACGAGAAAAAUAGCGAAGAGCCACACGUGAAGGAGUUCGAGGAGCGGGUGUCCACAGCCGUAACACCACAAACUAACAUAAUGUCAAUGAAGCUUCAUCUGGUGUCCGCCUCGCACAACUGUACCAUCUUCUUUGUGGUACGAUCACUCCUUUCAGAAUGCACGAACGGGAGGACGACGAAGCUACUCAACUGGCCCAUUGAGCUCUUCAGGCAAUACGACACGACGGAGAUCUGGAUACAGUUGGCUGUUUCCGACGGCGUCUCAAAGGCAGAGUCCAACUCUGACGACGCAUCGCUGGCCGGGUCCUAUAUGAACAACGUCACACUGGCAGGGUCCUUGUAUGACUUAUUUCUUGUUGGGAAACGAGGCAAGCUCCAAGGGCGGUUGGUGAUUCCCGGAAGCGGACUGACUCCUCCCGUCCGUAUGCACUGGGUCACCGUGGAGGAAGCCAAGCAUUACUUCAACUGCGUCACAGGAUGUUUGCUGAGCCGGGCAGCGAAGACACAGAGUGGUGACCACUCAAUCUUCCUUCGUCAGGGUGAGGGCCCACUGCACCUCACUCUCACCUACACCGGCGGCUCCCGGGGAGGGCAUCACACAGCCAACCUUACCUCAGCUGACCUGGGCCCGCCGGCAAGGCUGAGGAAUAUUACACUCGUUUGGGACGGUCAACUGGGCACCAUUGGGGUGUUGGUGGAUGGUGCGCCUGUAGGGGGUCUUGUUAAGUACUCGAUCCUCGACCACAACAGAGGAGUGGAGGCUGAAGUGACGGACGGAAAUGGACUGGUGAGCGCCUGUGACCCUCGCUUCCAGGGCGUGGCGAGAUAUUUCCCCCCAGACUUGUCGCUGCCAUCCCCAGACAGCAGUAACUCAUCAUCAUCCUGUCAGACGAUGAUUUGGUUAUUGGCCCUAAUUUUCCUCAUCUGUCUGGCCACCACAGCCCUCUUCGCCGCCCUCUAUUACCAAGCUUCCAGGAGGCUGCUUCAACUUCAGCGGCCCUCUGCCAACUCGAGGACCUCCACCAACUCGAGGACCUCCUCCAAGCGCACCAGUGACAGACGCAAGGACCUGACGGUCACUGACUCGCCCAACGAGAAAGAAGAUUGUAACAGCGCCUCGGAAGUGACCAUGUCGGUGUCUAUGAAGACUCCCGAAGCCACCCCUGGCUCGGUCACUGGCCCCAGAUCACCCAAGUUCGUCUCGACAAAAGAUUUUGUUGAUCUGAACCUCAUGUGAAACCGGGAAGCUCGGCAGCUCUAUUCCACUCUGCGAUCUCAUUUAAUACUCUAGAUUAUAGAGGAUUAUAAAUGAGGUGCCGUAAUGGAAUUUUAUUUCGGUUAUGGACUAAAAAAAAAAGGGUAUUAAAAACUGCUUUUAACGUAGCAGUUAAACCAUAGUUAAAUAAACCUCAUUCUGCUUCAGUCAUACAACGAUAUUUUACUGUGUGUGUGUGUGUGUGUGUGUGUGUGUGUGUGUGUGUGUGUGUGUGUGUGUGUGUGUGUGUGUGU